AUGGCCUCGUCGGCGGCCGCCGUGCCCGCCUCCGUGGCGGGCCCCCCGAGCCUGGAGCUCGUGCUUGCGACGAAUGAGUCGAUCACGAUCGAGCUCGACCCCCUGCCGGCGGCUGACGAGCUGGAGGUCGUGGUCGAGGUGCUCGUCGAGGAAAAGCCGCCCGCGUACUUUUGGACGGCCCUCGCGGCGCGGUGCUGGAACGCAGGGCGCCGCGCCGAGGCGGAACUGAUCGUGUCGCGCGGCUGCAGCAUCCUGCCCGUGCACCGCCCCGAGGAGAGCGCGCCUGUGCUGGCCCUGCAGGCCGCCUUCCUCCUCGCCGACGCACGCGGCGCGCCGAAGCAGGUGCUCGACGAUGCGCGGUACCAGCCGCUCGGCGCCACGGCGCCCAAGCAGCACUACUUCCGGCAGGCCGCUGAGGCGCUCAGCCGCGCCCAGAGCCUGCACCCCCAGCACCCCCUGCUCCUCCAGGCGCGCGCCGUGCUCGCGCUUGUGACGGGCGACAGUGCCCUGGCGGCCAAGCUGUUCGACGUGCUGCUUGCGCGCACGCCCGAGCACAUAGUCGCGUUGCUCGGCCGCGCGUGCUUGCAGCUGCGCGCGCGCCAGCCCCUCGCGGCGCUGCAGACAUACCAGCACGCGCUGCGCCUCGUCGUGCGGGUGCACCAGAGCGGUGCGCGGUGGCCGGGGCCGGAUCCGCGCGUCGGCAUCGGCCUGUGCCUCUGGGCGCUCGGGCGCCACGACGCCGCGCGCCGCGCAUGGCACCGCGCGGCCGCCGUCGACCCCGACGCGUCCGCACCGCGCCUGCUGCUCGGCCUCGCGCUCGUCCACGCCGCGAAGCAGACGAGCGCGCUGCCGUCCGGUUUCUACGGCGCCGCGACCGAGCGCGCCGACGACGCGGCGCGCCGCGCGGCGUACGCCGAUGGCCUCGUGCACCUCCAAGCGGCGUGGCAGCGCGACAAGACGUGCGCGAUGGCCGCCGUGGCGCUCGCCGCGCACCUCUCGACGCAGACGGCACAUGCGCUCGCCGCGCAGCUGCCGCCCGCGCACGACAUGUCGACGCCGAUGCAGGCGCUCUCGGGCGACGACGCGACGCUCGCGCGCGCGCUCAAGCUGAGCGAGCACGCCGUGCAGUACGCCGACGCGCGCUCCGUCGUCGUCCAUGCGUGGCUGCAGUUUGCGCUCGCGCUGCACGCCGCGUCGCGCCUCCCCCAGCACGCGGGCGACCACAGCCUGGGCCUGCUCGCGCAGCGGUACUACGCGCGUGCGCUCGAGGCGCUCGCACGCACGCCCAGCGACGAGCAGACGCACCCCCUGACCCAGGGCCUCGCGCUCACGGCGCUCUCGUUCGCGCAGCUGCAGGUAUCGGCGCGCGACGUGCUCGGCGCGCUGCAGACGCUCGACGUGGUCCUGACGCGCCCGGCCGCGUCGACCGCGUGCGCGAGCGAGCUGGCGCUCCUGGCGGGCCUGCUGCUCGCGAGUCCUGCGCCAGGCACGGAGCCGGCGGACGCCGCGCAGCAGCAGCGGCGCGCGCGCCAGCUGCUCGACCGCGUGCUGCGCACGUCCGCCGAGGCACAGGCGCUCCUCGCGCCGGAUGCGGCCGGCGAAGGCGGCGCGCUCGAGGCCGAGCGCCUCGCGCCGAUGGUGCUCGCGGGCCUCGCGCAGGUCGGGCAGGAUGCGCGUGUGCACGCGUGGCUCGCGCAGCUGCAUGCGAGGAGCGCGCGGGGCCGCGCGCUCGAGCAGUACGAGGCGGCGCUGCGCCUCUGUGCGCCGGGCACGGCCGCGGCGUCCCUCGCGCCGGCGCUGCAGCUCAACGUCGGCGCGCUGCUGGUGCACGAGGCGGACGCGGCCGCGGUGCGCCGCGGCCUCACGCACCUGGCCGAGGCGCAGGCGGCGCCGGGCGACGACGAGGCGGGUGCCGCCGUGCGUGUGCUGGCGAGCUACAAUGUCGGCCGCGCACACGAGGCGCUCGGCGACGCGGCCGAGGCGCGGCGCGUGUACACCGAGCUCCUGGACGCGCACCCGGCGUAUGCGGAUGCGCGUGUGCGCCUCGCGGUGCUCGCCGCGCAAGUGCCGCAGGACGUGCGCGUCGCGGACGAGGGCACAGGGCAGGUGCGCACGGCGCGCGACGUCGCCAAUGCGCGGUUCAAGGAGGCGCUGACGUGCGAGCCGGGCGAUCUGAGUGUGCGUGCCGAGUACAUGCGCUUCCUCGCGGGCGCGUACCCCGCGAACCGGCAGGCCGCGUGGGCCGCGCUCAAGGACACCGCGGCGCAGCUGUUCCUGGGCGCCGAGGCGGGCAAGAGCGUGUUCGGCAGUGCGAGCAUUGCGCGCCGCGCCGCGGAAGAGGCGCGGCACGACGCCUAUGUGCUGGGCACGCUCGGCUGGGCCUACUACCAGCUCGGCCUGCAUGCGCCGGCCGGACCGCAGCAGCGCGCGGAGCGUGCGAAGAGCAUGCUGCGUGCGGCGGACCUGUUCGACAAGGCGCUGGGUGCGAACGCGCAGGAUGUGUUUGCGGCGCAGGGCCUGGCGAUCCUGCUGGCCGACGACGCGCUGGGCGACCCGAACGCGGCGCCGGACGCCAUCGAGGCGCGGCGCAAGGCGGCGGCCGAGGACGCGGCGGCCCUGUUUGGCAAGCUGCGCGAGGUGCGCGACGACGCGAGUGUGUACGUGUGCCAGGGGCACGCGCUCAUGCUGUGUGGUGCCCUGGAGCGUGCGGCGCAUGUGUAUGAGCUGGCGCUCACGCGGCGCGGCGGCGCGCGUGAUCCGGCGGUGCUGCAGUACUCGGCGCGCGCGCUGUACGCGCUGGGGCUGCGGGACCGGCACUUUGCGCACCUGCAGCUCGCGAUGCAGCAGCUCGCUGCCGCGGACGAGACGCUCGCGGCGCGCGGCCCGGCGGAGGGCACGAGCGCUGUGGCGCUCGAGCGCAAGCAGCUCGCGUACAACCGCGCGGUCAUGGCGCAGAAGGCGCUGCAGAUGCUGUACGACCUGCCGGUCGAGCAGCGGUCAUCGGCGGACCUCGCGGUCGCGAUCGAGUGGGUCGAGAGCGCGCAGGCGGCGCUCCCGCCGCUCGUCGAGGCGGCGCAGCAGGGGCAGCUGCUGUACAUUACCGCGGACGCCGUGGAGCAGCGCGCCAAGUAUGCGGAGGUGUCGCUCCUGCGGCAGGCGCCGGCGCAGCUGGAGGAGACGCGCACGCACGAGGCGGAGCACGCGGCGCAGCUCCAGCGCCUCGACGAGAAGCAGCGCGAGAAGGAGGCGCAGCUCGCGCAGCGGCAGCGCGAGAAGGAAGAGGAGCACCGCCGCCGCGCCGAGGCGCUGGCCGAGUCGCGUCGCCGUGCGCGCGAGGAGGCGCUGCAGAUCGAGUACGUGCAGGAGCCGGAGCCGGAGCCGAAGAAGCGCGCGCCGCGGAAGAAGAAGGACGACUUUGUCGCGCGCGACGACGAGGCGCUCUUCGCGGAGAGCGACGAGGAGCCGGAGGCGCCCGCCGAGGCUGCGGACGAUGCCUCCCCGGCGGCGGCGCCCGAGCCGAUGGAGACCGAGGCGCCCGACGACCUGUUUGACGAGUCGGACGACGAGGCGCCCGCGCCGAACUCGAUGCGCGCGCGCCUCGAGGCGCUCGCGCGCGAGCGUCAGCAGCGGCACACAGAGUCGGCGCGGCCCAAGAAGCGGCCGACCGACAAGGCGGCGCGCCGCGACGCCAAAAAGGCGAAAACCGAGGCAUAG
Malassezia sympodialis ATCC 42132 is the source of this 3714-nucleotide messenger RNA. It is a transcript of the gene CTR9, whose product is annotated as Ctr9p. Gene Ontology annotation, biological process: regulation of DNA-templated transcription; transcription elongation by RNA polymerase II. Gene Ontology annotation, cellular component: Cdc73/Paf1 complex. Lineage: Eukaryota; Fungi; Basidiomycota; Malasseziomycetes; Malasseziales; Malasseziaceae. Gene Ontology annotation, molecular function: RNA polymerase II complex binding. The record is from RefSeq and is a predicted model, not a curated record.